AUGGUGCGGGCGACAGCAGCCCCGGCGGCGCGGCCAAACUUGGCGGUGGCUGCGGUGGUUCGGCUCGCCCUGCCCUGGCCUCGGACGACGAGCGCGGCGCGGCGCGGCGGCCAAGGGGGCGGGGGCGCGGGGCGCUUCCGACUCGCAGGAGCGCGAGGCGACCUCAGCCCCUCAUCUUUACGUAACCGGCAGCGCCUCCGCACGCAGCAUCCACGGCCCCGGGCUCCGCCGCGCUGCCGCCGCUCGCCGCCGCCCGCGCCCGGCGCCCGGCGCGAUCCCCCCGACGGGCGCGCCGGCCGCUCCAAGCCGGCUCCCUUGGAAAGACGCCACACGUGGCGGCCGCAAGUUUAUUCGCUUGAAAACGCCCCCGAGGCGCUGGGAGAGGAAACUGCAAGAGAGGUACACGCCCUCGGCCGCCUCUCCGUCGAGCCAAAGCCCCAGGACAUUCACCCGACCACCCUGACGCGGGUGGCGAGGGCCGGACCGAGCGCCAGGUCUAAGAGACACUUUUCCCCCAGUCCACCGACGCCUUCUGAGCCCCUGCUUUUGCCGGUCCGCACCGUUCCGGCAUUCUCUUGCUCAGUAACAAUUUCGCAGAAUCCCAUCACGUCACAAUCCAAACCCCCUCUAAUUGGCCAGUGGGGAGGGUGAUUCAACUCUGUUUACUUUCUCCCCCUGCCAGUCAGAACGGCCUUUCGGUGGAGAGGUGCGUCUAGAACUGAGGCGUGCGGCCAAUCCGACUGUUCCGUUUCGCUGCCUCGUGCUACCCCUACAGCCUCGAACGCUGACAUUUAAAAGGGUAACAGCCGGGAGCCUGGAAGGGAGCCGCGGCUCAUCCUCGGGAGCGCCUCUCGGUCCGUUAGCCGCUCCGGGUCUCCUGGCUCGCGUUCCCGCCCGCGGAGCCGUGGAGACACACCUUCCCCGGUCACUUGCGCUCGUUCUCGUGACAAAAGAAAACUUCAGAUUCGGUUUUCCAGCUUGCAAACAGUUAAGUGACUUCCUGCAAACGCUAGAGUCCCAGCAACCAGCCUUCCAAUCAAAAGGGCCCCUCUCAUCUCGCUCGUGCCUCCCAUUGACUGAACUUAAGCAGAAGCAAGAUGGC
Callorhinus ursinus (northern fur seal) is the source of this 1102-nucleotide messenger RNA. The record is from RefSeq and is a predicted model, not a curated record. NCBI's taxonomy places the organism in Eukaryota, Metazoa, Chordata, Mammalia, Carnivora, Otariidae.